AGGGUUAGACGAUUGUACUCUAGAGCCUAUAAUUCAAAAGGUGGAGAAAUUGAAAAUGGUGCUAAAAUAUUUCAGUUUUGCAACCACAUACCUGAAGUUUAUGACGGGGUAUCAGAAAUUGAGUGCGCUUUUUUGUUUUUUUCUCAAAACAAUUUUUUUGAAAAACUGAGGGACUCUACCAAUUAUUAU
Brugia malayi is the source of this 189-nucleotide messenger RNA. Lineage: Eukaryota; Metazoa; Nematoda; Chromadorea; Rhabditida; Onchocercidae. The record is from the annotation of a RefSeq genome assembly.